This is a messenger RNA of Petromyzon marinus (sea lamprey), 2707 nucleotides long. RefSeq lists its product as uncharacterized. NCBI's taxonomy places the organism in Eukaryota, Metazoa, Chordata, Hyperoartia, Petromyzontiformes, Petromyzontidae. The record is from RefSeq and is a predicted model, not a curated record. Gene Ontology annotation, biological process: nervous system development.
GUGUAUUUUUAAUUUUCUUCACUGCUAUUAAAAUGUAUUCAUCGUUUGUACGUUAGGAAUAUAGCAAUUAGUUUCAAAUAAGGACGUCUCAUUGAUUGUUUGAAAUUAUAUCAUUCAUAUAGCAUUCGACAUUGUCUUGUAUACCAAAUGUUUUUCUGAUUGUAUAUCUUUACAAAAAUGCAACCGAUUUAACUCAAGAUAAUUUAUCCAAAUACCUCUAUCGAGUGGUGGGGGAAGCAGAAUCAAAUUUGUGUCAUUUUCUUAAAAUUAUUUGGUGUCUGACAUGUACUGUAACUUAUGAACACAGCCACGAGUGUCUUCAAUAGAGUCGGUUGAAAAAUAUUGUGUCGACACCCUUUUACUUUUAACAUAUCUGGCCAAGUGGCACUAGUUAGAGAGAUUAUUUGGCAAUUGUAAACUUGGGAGCUGAGAGUCUACUUAAAAUAACACACCCAUCAUCUCUCCUUAGUAAAUCAAUUAAGUUCCACCGUGUUUGUAGGAAAUCAACAGUUGUCCUAUGGAGAGACUAACCUUCAACCAUGGGAAUGUUCACAACGGGCCACGGACCACUCUAUUGCUUGUUGGAGCAGAGAGUGUGUCUUGAUUAAUGUUUCAAUCGAGGUUAAUCGUGAACACGGUUUGGUAUUGACGGUGAGCGUAUUUCUGGCUGGGGGCUUGGCUUGUUCGCGUUGCCCAGCGAGCGGUCCCUGCUGACCUCGCAUGGCAGGAAGCAGAAGAGAACAGGUGGUAAGCCAUCCAUAGAUGAGGCUUUGGCUGCGCAGAUGAAGGCAUCGUAAGCAUCCAGCCCCAGCCCUCCGACCACAAGCCCUGUGCCACCUCAUCAAUCCAUCGCUGGCAGCAGAGGGAGGCACCUUCCAAAACAUCAGGAAUAUUUGGCACUGAAUAAAAGGGACGAGUGAAUAAUGGACUGUCUCCAGCAACCAAGUUCAUUGUCGCAAACAAAUCUCCCCGAGUGAAAAGAACGUCGAUGGAGCAUUAUGGUCCUGGGGCUUGGGAGAGUCCUUCAGGAGGGUUGGGGAUGACGGCCGCAGGGCACGGCGGGGUCCCUCGGCCGGAGAAGGUGGACCAGGCGCAAGCGCUCGCCCGCAGCUGCGCGGGGGGUCCCGGCUUCCAGCAGUGCGACCGGGGCUUCGCCACCUGCGCCAUCCACACGCACGGCAAGUGCUGCAAGCUGCACUGGAGCUGCCACAUGGGAUGGUGUCACUGCAAGUACGUGUACCAGCGCAUGACUCCCGUGGAGCAGCUACCCAGCACCGUGGUGCCGAGUGGCAUCAUGCCUGAACGAACCCCCGUGUGCUCGCUGCUGAUCUCCCCUUCGAGAUCCCCUUGCGGUGCUCGGGCUACGAUGGGGGGUGGUGGUGUCGACGCUUCUAGAGCAGCCGCCACCGCCGCCGCCGCUGGUGGUGCCGCUGCUGGCAUCAAGCAGGCGAUUUUAAGUGAGGGCUUCAAGAUCAGGCGCGUGAACGGUACGCUGUGCUAUGUGCAGCACCUGCUGCUCUCCCCCCGUUGCACCAGUGCCUAUAUGGUGUUGGAUGGUGGCUUUGCGGACAGUACUCCUAUCUGUGGUAGAGGCUGGCGUCAACAGCAGCAGCAGCAGCCCCUUGCGUCGCUGAUCGUCAGCCCUUGUUCGUCUCCAUGCUCUGGUAGCGGUAGUGCGGGCGAGUCGGCUGACUCCGGAAUGCCAGCGUCUCCGGACUCUGCCGAGGGAAAACGCAGCGACGCUGAGGAGGAGACCGAGGGAGAAGGAGAUGAAGGUGACAAUGAAGAUGAUGAUGGUGGUGGCGGCAAUGAAAAUGAUGAUGAUGAUACCUGCAGUCUGCAGUCUCUAGCAAGUGGUGUAGGACUUGGUGGUGAAAUGCCACAAUUGCGAGCCAAUAGGAUGAGAGGCAUAUCAGAGGUUGUUGAUGUGAUUGAAACGACUGUGUAGCUUUUAUUGUAUGCACAAGACAAAUGCGUGAUCUGCGCAUUUCAUAACUCAUUUAAUUGUCACGCUUUAAAGAAAAAAGUCGGCACGGCCAUCGGUAACAAGUGUGUAAGUUUGAAAAUUGUGCAAACACGUAAAAAUAUUGUAACCAUACAUAGAUCUGUUUAAACAUUUAUAAUAGGUAUUUAUUUGUUGCAUUCUGUAGCCAUGUUAAACUACAUGACACUGUAUAGCUGUCAAACAAUAAACGCAACAUCUGAAAUCGUUCAUUUGAUUUGUUGACGUGGCAAUGCUCAUGCUUCUGUAUUCUUAAUCAAAUUGCCUUCCUAAAUUAAACGGUAUAAGACAUAAUGACUCUUAAUUGCUUAUCAAGAUGCAAUAUGUCAGAAUAUUGAAAACAGAGUCCAUAUGCACGCUCCAGUCGCCAAUGCGUAGCCAGUGUUUUCUAUAAUUGGUCUAUUGCAACAAGAGUAACAAAGAGAAAAUCGGGUUAGGAGUGAGUCACAUUGCAGCCUGAAAUGGGGGAUGUAUAACGCACAUUAUCUGGAGUGUUCUAUGUCAUGGCUUUUAUGUUCAAAUAUUGAUGUAAAUGAUUGCCGGUCAUUGGUAGCGGCAUGGGAAUCGUGGUCAUAAUGCUGCUUUGAGCCAAAAAAAGUGUAGGGCUCAGCCAUGCAGUCUCCUUAAACCCCAUGCGUCCACUAUGGCUUUCCUUUUACACCAGAGAAAUAAGGCUCUGGGCAAAAUGCUGUCUAUUUACCCAGC